AAAAGAAGAAAAGUCAUCAACCAGCCAUCAAACCUGCAGGCGAAAGGCAGUAAAAGUUUGGUCCGCUCGCGUUUUACGGCGUCAUAAGUUACGGAACAGGAACCAGUACGCUUUAAGUCUCUACCGAAUCAGUUAAUUUGGUCCGUGGCUAGCCAGGCAAAUCGGAAAUGAGCUCCUCGGUGAUGCUAUUCGCAUGUUCCAAGUGUUUUUCACGGCACCCGUUCGAGGAGCUGAGUCCGGGUCAGCAGCUUUGCAAGGAUUGCCGGGGGUCUUUCCCUAUCGUGAAAUGCACCUACUGUCGCACAGAGUUCCAGCAAACGAGCAAGGGCAGCACGGUAGCCGUCUGCAAAAAGUGCGAACAGAAUGUUAAACAAUACGGCAAACCGUCCGCCUGCGGGCUAUGCAACAUCAUUGCCGCCUUCAUCGGAUCCAAAUGCCAAAGGUGUACAAACUCCGAGUUAAAAUAUGGACCAGCGGUAUCAUGCGAUCAGUGCAAGCAACGUUGUGCCUUUAAUAGGCCAGACUAUAAGGUCGACGGCAAGUUGCUCUGCUGGCUAUGCACCCUUUCCUACAAGCGUGCCCUGACCAAGGCCCGGCAGGCCGAAAGCGAUCGUCGCCGUGCUAAGAAACGGGGAGCCGAUGGGGGACCUCCCUCGUCGAUGUCGAUGUCGGCACCCAGCAGUGGCACCGGCGGCGGAAGCAGCAACAGUUCCCGGCCCAUUAGCAGUAGCUCCGGCGGGAAUUCCGGCUCCGGACGCGGCGAUCGCAACUCGUCCUCGGACAAGAGCAACAAUAGCAAUUCGAUGCGCCGCAACGAGUCCAGUUUGCCGCCGUUGGGGGAUCUGAACAUGAGUCUGGGACCACCGGAGAUUCCGGAGAUACCGUCGCUCGGAGCUCUCGGUGCCGAUAUGGUUGAUAAUUCACGCAGCGACAAUGGAAGACACUCGUCGAGCAAGAAGUCGCGCACCGAUAUCAAACAGCUGCUGCCCGAAAUACCGGAAAAAAUGGCCAAGAGUGCUUCGUCCGGGUAUGUGGAUCCGCACAGCUCCGAUCAUGUGAUUGCCAUGACACAGCUGAAGGAAACCAUUGCCACUUUGCAGCGCAAACUCAAACAGAAGGAUGCUAUUAUUCUUGAAAAAGAAAAAGAGAUAAGCGCAUGGAAAGGGAAGCAUUUAUAUUUGGAGCAGGAGCUGACCAAAAAAAGUAAGGACAUGGAAAAGAAUUACGAGUUCAAGAUCGAGGUGCUGAACAAAAAGUUGAAGGCGCAACUUUUGGAGAUUGCCGCGUUAUCCAAGGCGGCCAAAGAAGCAGCCGAAAAGAGGAAAAAACCUAAGGACGGCUUCCUGGCUACUACCAAACUUCACAAGCUCAAACCUGAAAUCAAGGAUAAGGAGCGCUCUGACAAAACCAGCUCUGGUGGAAGGAACCGCAUCAUCGAGGACGAUGACGACGAAGAUCAGGAGAAGGAUAACGAAAGCGAAAAGGGAUCCGAUAAGGCCGGAUCCGGAAGGAAUACUCCCAGAGAAACUGGCAAAGACAGCCCACGAGACGUGGAUUCCGGAAAAGAGAGUCCCCGUGACUCAGAAAAAGACACCGAGGAAGAGAAGAAGGAAGACAAAAAAGAGAGCGACAACGAAAAGGACAAAGAUGAGGAACAAACAAAAAGCAACGGAUCUGCCAAGGAAGGUGAAGACGAUUCAGACAAAGAGAACGAUGAAAAGAAGAAAGACGAGUCGAAUGAAAAAGAUAAGGAAACCGACGGCAAAAGUUCAGAUAAAGGAUCACGGCGCAACUCGGAAGAGGGAUCCACCAGAGGGUCCCGUCGAAAUUCCGAACAAGGAUCCGACAGAGGAUCCAGACGAAAUUCGGAACAUGGCUCGGAAAAGGGGUCCCGCCGAAAUUCGGAACGUGGCUCCGACAAUGAUUCGGACAACGAAUCAGACCGCGGUUCCGACAAAGAAUCGGAUCGCGGCUCCGAAAAGGGAUCGGGCAAAGGAUCUGACCGUGGUUCGGACAAAGAUUCCGACCGUGGAUCCGACAGAGGAUCCGAUCGCGGUUCCGAGAAAGGAUCUGAACGUGGUUCCGACAAAGAUAGCGACAAUGAAUCUGACGAUCGCUCCGGAAAGGGUAGCGACAAAGAUAGCGGUUCCGACAGUGGUUCAGAUCGCGAUAGCGACCGUGAUUCGGAUUAAUCAACUUCCUUCGCAAAAGCAUCGCAUUUUAGCGCAGACGGACUAAACUAUCUUUAUCCUCAGAUUUUACUCUAUGAUACAAUUUAGUGCAUAGGUCUAGUAUUUCAAAAAAAAAAAAUGUUGUCUUGUUGUCCUUUGGUUUCCAAAUGCCGAUUCGAUACCUUACAAUUGCUGUUGUAUAGGAUGGAAUCAGCUGUCUUCUAUAUAGUGCAUGCCAACAUAUAAGGUGAGAUCUAUCAUUAUAUCUCUCAUUUCUGUGCGUGUGUUAAAUCAGCUCAAACCCCGUGCAUGCUCAGAUGAUCAGCAGGAGCCUAUUUUUGUUCUACACCUUUUUCCAAUAUCUGCUCUUUAAAACAACAAUUGGGUAAUAUGCAAAAACAAAUAGAAUAUUCUUCCCCAGAAUUACUAUGAGGAUGAAUAACUCGAGAGAGUUAAAAUCCUAGAAAAAGAAAAAAAAAAAUCCCCAGAAUUACUGUUAGUAACUUAUGACAUCCAUCCUUAAUUUUGCAGAAUUUUACUUGUAGGCAUUAUCAAGAAACAAUUUAGUAAGCAAAAUAAAUACAUUGUAAUGAAUGGUAUACUUAAAUUGAAAAAUAAAAUACACUAGUGAAA
Molecule: messenger RNA, 2804 nt
Organism: Uranotaenia lowii
Lineage: Eukaryota; Metazoa; Arthropoda; Insecta; Diptera; Culicidae
Product: clumping factor B
Exons: 5
Coding region: 168-2192 (674 amino acids)
Source: RefSeq, a predicted model, not a curated record